AUGACCGAUUUUGAUCUAAUGAAUUUUCCGUUUCACGAGCGCUUAGAUUCUCCUGUAUCCGAUGAUGCAGAAGUAAAAGAUGAAGAACCGCUUCCACAAAACUGGCUUAAUGAGAACCAUGUUGGAAAAUCGAUUCUGCCUUUAUUUGUUAACCCUGAAGAUGUUAUUAAUUGCAACUUUUCUAAUGCUAGAGACUCUUAUGAAGAAAAUAAACCGCCAUUCGCGGACUGUACGAACUAUGUUAGGAAUAAUAGUUAUCGAGAAUCUCCAGGAUUACAAGAACGAUCAAAUAAUGAGCAAAAUAAAUCACCUAAAGUUACUGCUGCCCAUAAAAAAGAUGUACCUAACUUCAUACACUCUACUCCUAGAGAAAACCCUUCAGCCAAGCAUUUUACCAAGGCGAACGAACAGGUUUCUUCUCAAGGAAUGGAUGAGAACAUAUCAUCGGAAAUAUACAUAGAAGACUGCAACGGUGCUAAAAUUUCCCUUCAGAGUUCUAUAUCUGAGGAGGAUCUUCGAGUUUUAGAGAAUGUGAUACUAGGAUAUCAAAAAAAGGUUAUCGAGUUGGGUAGAGACAAUCUAAGACAAGAGGAAAAAUCAAACUCUUUACAAAAAGAGCUCGAAGCGGCUACAACAUCAAAUGACAAAAGAGUUAAUGAUGAGAGAAAAACAGAAGAACAAACGGUAUUGAUUGAAAAUCUAACAAGAGAUUGUUCACAUACCAGGGAAAUGUUGGAAAAAGCCAAGAAUACUAUUCAGACAAAACAGACUGCACUAUUGAGUCUUACUGACUCCUUACGAAAAGUAGAGCUAUUCGAAAUACCAAUUGGUAUAUUAUUUUUUGAGUUAUAUGACUCGGACGACACUUCCUCUAACUUAGAUGAGAUAUUACAAAAGAAGUAUCCUAGCAUCAAAGGAUUCUUACGUACAUCGCACCAGGAGGAGCAAAGCCGUUUGUUUCAACGCUUCAAUAAUGCAAAAUCAGAAAUUGAGGAUCUCCAAAAGGAGCUAGAAAAUGAAAGAACGGAAAUUCAUACCAUGAGAGAAAGAAAUAAUAAUUUACUUGGUGCAAACAACACACUCUCCAAACAAAAUGAAAUUUUAUGUGAUAAAUUUGACAAGUUGACUAUUGACGAAAAGAAAAUCCUAAAAGGAUGCAAUGAAGAAAUAAAAGCCAAGUUGGAAAGUUUAAAUGAAAGAUUUAGAUCAUGGGAGAAAAGCAAAGAAACCUACGAAGCAUUAUUGAAAGACAAAGACAUACUGUUAGCAGACUUUGAGAAUAAAACAAGUACUAUGUCGACCGAACUAGAAACUUUAAGGUCGCGAUUAGAAAUUUUAGAGGGGAACACGUCUGAUAAAAUCACAAUAAAAAAUAUUUUACAGUCAAGACCCGAUAUUUCGGAAGAAGAAUGCAAUAUUCUUAUGGUGGAACAAAUUAAUUUUGCAAAUUUAACAACCUUGCAAAAUAUUGUCAAAGAAAUCGUACUGGCUAUUGGAAUUCCUUACUCAAAGCUAAGGCGAAAAAUUCCUUUGUUAGCUAUAAAGCUGAAAUACGAGAAUAUCAUUUUGUCCAAUUUCGCCCAGCGUCUGCAUAGGCAAGUAUAUAAUCAAGAGAUGAAUUUGAAGAAGUUUACGGAUCAAGCAUACUAUACAUUUAUAGCCGCGCGAAGGAUGGAUUCAAUAGAUCAUCAUUUGGAGAGAUGUUUGGACCAUUUGUACGAUCAUAUCUUGGAGAAGAUGAUUAAAUAA
Molecule: messenger RNA, 1749 nt
Organism: Saccharomyces mikatae IFO 1815
Lineage: Eukaryota; Fungi; Ascomycota; Saccharomycetes; Saccharomycetales; Saccharomycetaceae
Gene: CNM67
Product: Cnm67p
Exons: 1
Coding region: 1-1749 (582 amino acids)
Source: RefSeq, a predicted model, not a curated record